GGGACAGUCGUUUCAAUGGCCCAGGCUGGGGUCCAGCUCUCUGUGAUCACGUGGGUGCAGACCAGCUUGCACCUGAGCCUUGAGCAUCAUCUGAGGUGCGGCCUCAUCUGUGACCUGGGCACAGUAGAGAGGACACCCAAAUGCCAGGGCACCUGUCUAAAGGUGAGGUGCCCGGCGUGGACACUCAAGACCCAGAGCACCCAUCCUGGAAGUGAGGACCAAUCCACCAUGCCUGAAGUCAAAGACCUUUCAGAAGCUUUGCCAGAGACAUCGAUGGAUCCCAUCACAGGAGUGGGGGUGGUGGCUUCUCGGAACCGAGCCCCAACAGGCUAUGAUGUAGUCGCACAGACAGCAGAUGGUGUGGAUGCUGACCUCUGGAAAGACGGCUUAUUUAAAUCCAAGGUUACCAGAUACCUGUGUUUCACGAGAUCAUUUUCCAAAGAAAAUAGUCAUUUAGGGAACGUGUUAGUGGAUAUGAAGCUCAUUGACAUCAAGGACACUCUGCCUGUAGGCUUCAUCCCAAUUCAGGAGACGAUGGACACACAGGAAUUGGCUUUUAGAAAAAAGAGGCUGUGCAUUAAAUUUAUCCCACGGGAUUCAACUGAAGCCGCAAUCUGUGACAUUCGGAUCAUGGGCCGGACCAAGCAGGCCCCUCCUCAGUACACAUUUAUCGGGGAACUGAACAGCAUGGGGAUCUGGUACCGAAUGGGCAAAGUACCGAGGAACCAUGACUCAUCUCAACCCACAACGCCUUCCCAGUCAUCAGCUGCUUCCACCCCGGCCCCCAACCUCCCCAGGCACAUCUCACUAACGCUUCCUGCUACCUUCCGAGGCAGGAACAGCACUCGGGCUGACUAUGAGUACCAGCACUCCAAUCUGUAUGCCAUAUCAGCAAUGGACGGUGUGCCUUUCAUGAUCUCAGAGAAGUUUUCCUGCGUUCCAGAAAGUAUGCAGCCCUUUGAUCUCUUGGGAAUCACCAUCAAAUCUCUGGCAGAAAUUGAAAAGGAGUAUGAAUACAGCUUCCGCACGGAGCAGAGCGCGGCUGCCCGGCUCCCACCCAGCCCCACCCGGUGUCAGCAGAUCCCCCAGUCCUGAGGGGCCGGCCACCACCCUGUCCCCGUGGGGAGAAGACGCAGCUGCCCAGACUACUGAGCGCCCCUCCCUCGCCCAGGCCUUCCUGCCCACCCUUCCCUACCGGCCCACCGUGGGGCUCACCCGGGAGACUCUGGGCAGCUGGGCUCUGACCUCCUUGGCCCUCGGCUUGCCUAACGGGACACCCCCGCCUCCCUGGGGACACUGUUCAUAAUCGCCACUAAUCUGUGUUUGCUGUAGUGACCAACAGCUCUUAACGUGUCUGUGUGACGACCGGCCCUCCUACAAAUGACCCUACCCACCCCGGGAGUCACCCCGAGGGCCCCGCACGUGUGCUGGAGCUGCCCAGUGACACCGCCGGCUCCCUUUCCUCCUGACUGUUGCCUGCCACAGAGCUAUCCACAUCCUUCUGGAAGGCCCAGAGGUGGGUGGCAACUGAGGCCUACCCGAGGGCCCCAGACUCGGGGCUGCUGUGGAACAAGUCCCUCACGCCAGCGGCAGCGAGCGCCCUGAGCAUCUCACGGCGACGCGGACGACACGGGGGAGGAGGAAUCGUGUGGUCCCCGAGUGACCCCGAGCCCAGGUUCCUGCCCACUGGCAGCCACACCUCAGACUCCACCCCCAAGCCACACACUGGACACACCACGGUCGGGGAGAGGACGCCCAGUGGCCCGCACUGAGGACUUGCCUUCGGGGUGAGAGGGCGGAGGGCCCUGGUGCUUGCUCGGAGCGCGGUCGCUGCCCAGGACACUGUGCUCCCCCGCCACACGCCCCCAUUCCUCCCAAAGGGCUCAUCUCUGCCACGCCCAUGUGCCAACUGCCACGCCAGCUGCCUCGGCCCCAUGCCCUGCCCCAGGGACAGGCCCGCCGCAAGUGAGGAGACGCUUAGCCAGCGGCCUGCCCCAGAGGCACACGGGGACACUGUCAGCCUGGUCCUCAGAGCCAGGAGGCAUCACGACACGCUCCACAAACAGCAACGUUUGUUUUAGAAAGUCCGUCUGAGCCAGGCCACCAAGCUGGGACCAGUGUAGACCCGUCUACCACAACUGGCUAGCAGACGCACAGGCUCUUCUCACCACGCCGGCCGCCGAGCUCAGCUCCACGUGUGUUUGCCAUGAGAACGGGGCUGCCUCCGUCCCUGGGGGGCUCAGGCCCUCCCCCCGGUGGCCUGCCUGGUCUAGCUCUCGGGAUUUGUCCUGAAUCAAUUCCACAGAAUGUUGGUAUCUCCCCUGGGGGGGGGGGGC
This is a messenger RNA of Mustela erminea (ermine), 2336 nucleotides long. It is a transcript of the gene MVB12B, whose product is annotated as multivesicular body subunit 12B. Bases 16 to 1095 code for a protein of 359 amino acids. The transcript is spliced from 10 exons. Gene Ontology annotation, cellular component: late endosome; ESCRT I complex. Lineage: Eukaryota; Metazoa; Chordata; Mammalia; Carnivora; Mustelidae. Gene Ontology annotation, biological process: viral budding; regulation of epidermal growth factor receptor signaling pathway; virus maturation. The record is from RefSeq and is a predicted model, not a curated record.